GGGUUGGAAAUCCAUGGGCGGAUCCACAGGAUUAACAUAUUUGAUGAACUAGAUGUCAUGUCUGAAGAGGAUACUGUACCAGAGGAAGUUCCAGAGAACAGCAGCAACAAGGAAAAUACAGAAACACCAGCUGUUGCACCGAAAUCAGGGAAACACAAAAAUAAGGAAAAACGGAAGGAAAGUGGACACCACCAUCACAAUCCUUCCUCCAAUGCUGGUGCAGCAACUAAGCUCCCUGAAGCGGUGUACCGAGAACUUGAUAAUGAUACUCCAGAUGCACCUCCUAGACCUACAUCUUAUUACAGGUACAUUGAGAAAUCAGCAGAGGAAUUGGAUGAGGAGGUAGAGUAUGACAUGGAUGAAGAAGAUUACAUCUGGCUUGAUAUAAUGAAUGAAAAACGCAAGACUGAAGUUGUAAGCCCCAUUCCACAGGAAGUGUUUGAGUAUUUGAUGGACCGUUUGGAAAAGGAAUCUUAUUUUGAAAGUCACAACAAAGGAGAUCCCAAUUCGCAGGUCGAUGAAGAUGCUGUUUGCUGCAUUUGUAAUGAUGGUGAAUGCCAACACAGUAAUGUGAUAUUAUUUUGUGACAUGUGUAACUUAGCUGUACACCAGGAGUGCUAUGGGGUUCCAUAUAUCCCAGAUGGACAGUGGCUGUGCAGGCGAUGUUUACAGUCACCUUCCCGCGCUGUUGACUGUGCAUUAUGCCCAAAUAAGGGUGGUGCCUUUAAGCAGACAGAUGAUGGUCGUUGGGCACAUGUUGUGUGUGCCUUGUGGAUUCCAGAGGUUUGCUUUGCCAAUACAGUGUUUUUGGAACCUAUAGAUAGCAUAGAACACAUACCUCCUGCUCGCUGGAAGUUGACUUGUUACAUUUGUAAACAGCGGGGAUCUGGGGCAUGCAUUCAGUGCCAUAAAGCAAACUGUUACACUGCAUUUCAUGUGACUUGUGCGCAGCAGGCAGGCCUUUAUAUGAAAAUGGAGCCUGUAAGGGAAACUGGAGCCAAUGGGACUUCAUUUAGUGUGAGAAAAACUGCUUACUGUGAUAUUCACACUCCACCAGGGUCUGUCCGCAGACUUCCUGCCCUUUCACAUAGUGAAGGAGAAGAGGAUGAAGAUGAAGAUGAAGAAGGUGGGAAAGGGUGGAGUUCAGAGAGAGUGAAGAAGGCAAAGGCCAAGUCGAGGAUUAAAAUGAAGAAAGCUCGAAAGAUCCUUGCUGAGAAGCGAGCUGCUGCUCCUGUUGUCUCUGUUCCAUGCAUCCCUCCUCACAGGUUGAGUAACAUCACAGGCCGCCUAACCAUCCAGCGUAAGAGCCAGUUCAUGCAGAGAUUACAUAGUUACUGGACACUAAAAAGACAGUCUCGCAAUGGAGUUCCUUUGCUGCGACGUUUGCAGACACAUCUGCAGUCUCAGAGAAAUUGUGAACAGGAUUUUAGAACGGACUUACUGGAUGCUUCUUUCUUCACUGACUUUUUGGGGAAACCAGAAGACGACAUUGUACCACAUCAAAUUGAAAACCAGGUCAGCUGUGACAUAAAGGAUAAGGUAUCUGGGGAGACUCCAUCUUCAGCUUUAUCAGUUCGUCUUCCACAGCGAGAUUCUGAAGACAGAAACUGGGCAUUAAAAGAACAACUGAAAUCCUGGCAGAGACUUCGACAUGACCUGGAAAGAGCCCGCUUGCUAGUGGAACUGAUACGCAAGAGAGAAAAGGUCAAAAGGGAGUCGAUUAAAGUCCAGCAACUCGCUUUAGAACUACAACUUACACCAUUUUUGAUUCUGCUCAGAAAAACAUUAGAGCAGCUUCAGGAAAAAGAUACGGGUAACAUUUUCAGUGAACCUGCUCUCCUUACAGAGUUACAGGUGAGAAAAUAUCUGGCAGCCCAGCAGAAGCCAAAAUGGUCACAGGUUCCAGAAUACAUAGAGCAUAUUAAGAAACCAAUGGACUUUCAGACCAUGAAAGAGAAUCUAGAGGCUUACAAGUAUCGUAACUUUGAUGACUUUGAGGCUGAUUUCAACUUGAUUGUCACUAACUGUCUGAAAUAUAAUGCCAAAGACACAAUUUUUUACCGAGCUGCAAUUCGAUUACGGGAGCAAGGCAGUACUGUUCUCCGUCAGGCCCGCAGACAGGCUGAAAAAAUUGGCAUAGACUUUGAAACUGGAAUGCAUAUCGCAGUCCCACUGGGGCCUCGUGGCCUGGAGGAGGAAGAGGACCAGAUGCUGCUACCCGAAAACAGGAAGAGUUUACCACUGGAAGAGCAGCUGACCAUCUUACAGUCAAAACUUGAUGAACUGAAUGCAGGCAAACAUAGCAUUGGUUGCUCACGCCGAGCCAAGAUGAUCCGUAAGAAGAUCACAGUCAUCCGAAGAAAGCUUGGCCACCAGAGAGAAUCACGGGAGGUUGGGGAGCGACACAACACAUCUGGGAGAAGCAUUCAACCUUCCCAUAAUGCCGCUGGAAAGGAUGGCCACACAGACAGUGCUGCAGAGGAGAGUAGCAGCCAUGAAACUGGCAAAGGUCUUGGAACUACCUCUUCUACUCCAGCUCAUGAAGUAGGACGAAGGACUUCUGUUCUUUUUUCUAAGAAGAAUCCUAAAACAGGACCCCCCAAACGGCCAGGUCGACCCCCAAAAAAUAGGGACAAUCAGGCAUCUUCUGGACCAAGUAAUAGCAAUCCAACGGGAUCCAUGCGCCUCCCAGCAGCAGUGGCAACUUCUCAGAAGCACAGGAAGCGGGGUCGUCCAGCAAGGUCAAGCACUAGUUCGGACAGUGACAGUGACAAAUCUGCAGAUCUUCAAAUCGGACCACCUGCAAAUGGUUUUGACAGUGGAAACCAGCAAUUACAGAAGAGCUUUCUUGUAUAUAGAAAUGAUCGUAGUCUUCCCAGGAGUAGCUCCGACUCUGAGUCCAGCACCAGUACAAGUAGCAGUGCUGCUUCAGAUCGAACCAGCACUACUCCUUCUAAGCAAGGGAGAGGAAAGCCCUCUUUCUCUCGUGUAAGUUGUCCAGAAGACAGCAGUGAAGAUACCUCUGGGACAGAAAAUGAAGCAUAUUCUGUUGGAGGGGGACGAGGAGUCGGACACGUGCGGAAGGGAGGUGGACGCUCAGUUGGAUGGAUGUCGGGCGAUGAAGACUCUCCUUUAGACUCCCUGGACUUGGUUUGGGCAAAAUGCAGAGGAUACCCAUCCUACCCAGCUCUGAUCAUAGACCCAAAGAUUCCACGAGAAGGAUUGUUCCACCAUGGAGUUCCCAUACCAGUACCCCCUCUUGAAGUCUUGAAACUUGGAGAACAGAUGACUCAGGAAGCCCGCGAGCACCUCUACCUUGUGCUCUUCUUUGACAACAAGAGAACAUGGCAGUGGCUUCCUCGAUCCAAACUUGUCCCGUUGGGUGUAAAUCAGGAGCUGGACAAAGAAAAAAUGCUGGAAGGCAGAAAAUCGAAUAUCAGAAAGUCUGUGCAGAUUGCUUAUCAUCGUGCAAUGCAGCACCGCAGUAAAGUGCAAGGAGAACAGAGCAGUGAUUCAAGCGAGAGUGACUAGAUACAGAAUUGAACUAGAAUGCAGUUUAGGAUCUGGGGGCUUGGAAGGAGGGGGUUGUCUGAUCCCCAGUACUGUGACACAAAACACUGUGAUAAUUUUUCCUUUUUUCCUUAUUGUAAAAUUAUCGUAUAGAAUUAUUUUCUACAAUGUUGUAUGUGACAUUUGUAUCUGAUGGUGUCAUUGUCAUAGGCUGCUGUUUUUUUAUAUGAAACACCAUGCUGUCUCCAUUAAAACCUCUCUUCCUCCCCCAGUAACUUUUAUGUUUUGUACCACGUUGAUUUUACUCGUACAAUGAACUGACUGCCGUAGAUAUGCAACUGAAACCUCCUGGACCCCGCCACCUCGCCCAUCUUUCAAGCUUUUGGUUACAGAAGAUGCUUUCAUCAUGUACAUGUUUAUUGCACUGGCUCCUAUGGAUUGCCAUUGAUAUGAUGGUGUGAAGUUUAUUGUACGUUACCUCAACUGAUAGGUUAGUUUUCUAUUCUUAAGGGAGAUGUUCAGUAUGCCGUAUGCUAAUUUUUAGCAUCUCCUUAGGGAUUUGGUCUAGAUGCCAGCUGUUGGCGUUAUUGCUUACAUCUGCAGUAAUCCUCCUAGCUCACAAGAACUGUUAUUUACGAGAAUUUUCAGGUGGUUCUUUUAUUCUUUAUUUGUAGUACCUAUGGAUAAGUCACUAAUACUGUUGUCCUAGUGAGAACUUUUUUUUUUCAUCAGAUGAAUUCUAUUGCUGGUUUUGUUGGAAUCUAUGUGACAGCAUUUGCUUAUUUCAGAAGUCUGCUAUGCACCACACUAUGAUACCUCACCAUUCCAGCAUUGUUUCACAUGCGGUUAAUUUUAGGUGAGCCGUGUUCAUUAUUGCAAGGCUAGUUCGCCCAGUACUGCUAAGAUUUGUUGCAGAGCCAUUCUAGGAUGUUAUUACUGUAAUCGCAAACCUUCCUUUGAUGUCAUGAAAAAUGUGAUCAGUGCUAUAUACAUUUUAAGUUAUUUUAUACGACCUAUCUGUCGUGGCUUGUACUUUGCAUUUGUAGCAGUUCUAAUUAUUUUUUAACAAAUGUUAACACCUAGAACACAACUUAUUUUUUUUAUUAUGGUUUUUACCUUUUGCUUUAUGUUUUCAGGUUGUGAACAGCAUAUAUCGUACUACUUUUCUUUGUCAAAACAUUUCUGUUAGUUGAGUACGUUUCAGACAAAUUUGUGAUGGUUAACGGGUAAAUGCCUGUGUAACUUUAUGUACCAGAUAUGAUUUAUACAGUUUUUGAGUGUAUAUUCCCUAUCUGCUAGAAAGAAAAACAUAUAUAUAUAUAUAUAUAUAUAUAUAUAUAUAUAUAUAUAUAUAUAUGUAUCAAGUCAUCUCUCUGUGUGCUGACCAUUGCAGCUGAGUAGAGUAGCAUUUGAGAUAAAAUAAGAAGAAAUUGUCAUCAGCAUUUCUGUGAUUAAGGUGCAAUCUUAAUGUUUUCAUAACAGAAUUUCUGUUGCAUUUUGCUUAUGUUUCUAUUCUUGCUUCAGUGUUGCAGUCACCUGGUUAUGACAUUCCACUCAUGUUCAUCAUGAUUGACAUUUUGUGAACUAUUUAUUGGGUUGAGCGUUUUGGCUUUUUAUAGGAUAAUAGUGUUGUCACAUUCCAUUUCAUUGAUUGUCAUCUUGAUCAAAACAUAAGAAAAUAAUAGUUCUGAGUGUUACUUGCAGUGUUACUGCGGGCAAGGGUUUUCAUGCCUUCCUUUAAGUUACAUGAUUUAGGCUCAACAAAGUUUCUGUAUCCAGUGUGUUUUUUUUAGACCCUACAUCUCCUUACUAACUGUAUUCCCAUCCAAGAGCACAUCAUAUUGGCAAAAUGUUUUAAUUUCAGUCUCCCAUUGGUGAAAUAGGACUCAGUUACACAGCCAGUUACUGUUUGCAAUACAUGUAAUUUAAUUACUCAAGUAGAGUAUUGAUGCUGCUUGUACAUGGUUAUUUGUAAGAAUAUCUAUUUUAAAUGUUAGUAAAUGAGAUAAUUUAGUA
This is a messenger RNA of Protopterus annectens (West African lungfish), 5526 nucleotides long. It is a transcript of the gene BRPF1, whose product is annotated as bromodomain and PHD finger containing 1. Gene Ontology annotation, cellular component: MOZ/MORF histone acetyltransferase complex. The record is from RefSeq and is a predicted model, not a curated record. The transcript has 15 exons. Lineage: Eukaryota; Metazoa; Chordata; Ceratodontiformes; Protopteridae. Gene Ontology annotation, biological process: regulation of transcription by RNA polymerase II. Gene Ontology annotation, molecular function: protein binding. The annotation marks the transcript as partial.